Molecule: messenger RNA, 1289 nt
Organism: Ipomoea triloba (trilobed morning glory)
Lineage: Eukaryota; Viridiplantae; Streptophyta; Magnoliopsida; Solanales; Convolvulaceae
Product: F-box protein At2g27310
Exons: 1
Coding region: 88-1140 (350 amino acids)
Molecular function (GO): protein binding
Source: RefSeq, a predicted model, not a curated record
UUUAAUUUUUUUCGAGUACUAAACCCCAUUCUAAUUUGACUAUAUAUUAACACUACAGCUAUUCUAUCUAGAUACAAGAUAAUUCCAAUGUCUUGUUCCCACACCACAACACCGGCCGCCGAUCACGGCGGAGCGACGGCGAUCACCGCCGUCCAUCCCGAGAUUAUUCAAACACACAUAUUGAAAAGAUUAGACGGCGCAACGCUAGCCGCCGCCGGCUCCGCCGGCUCGCAGCUAAGGGAACUUUGUUCGGAGGAGAAUCUCUGGCGGGAGAUUUGCAACUCCGCUUGGCCGUCAACCACCGAUCCGAUCGUCCGCCACGUCAUCUCCGGCUUCCCCUCCGGCCACCGCUCGUUCUUCUCCGACGCUUUCCCCACCAUUCAUCACCACCGCCAGGGAGAGGAGCGCCGCCGCGGAUCUCCGGCGCCGGAGCUCAUCUCCGCCGUCGAUAUCCUCUACGGCGAGAAACUGAUAUACUCUAAGGCCAUUGUCUCCGAAACCUCCUCCGGCUGGUUCCGUUCCUCCCCGUUCCGAAUCGACCUCCUCGGCAUGUCCGAGACGGUGCCGACGCCGGUGAAAUUCGCCGGCGACGAGGCCACCACCGUGGCCCACCUGGAGAAACACCUCACGCUGAGCUGGAUCCUGAUCAACGCGUCGACAAAACGCGCCGUGAACAUAUCAAGCCUGAAACCGGUAAACAUCCGCCGCCACUGGCUCACCGGAGACAUAAAGAUAAACUUCGGCACCGUAAUUUCCGGUGGCGAAAUCACCGGUAAAGAACUGGCGCAGUGCAGCGUGGUGGCCAUGUGCGAGGGGAAAGAAGGAGGGGAGCUACACGUGAGAGAGGUGAGCAUGCAGGUGGAGGACAUGGAUGGAAAAACCAUGAACGGGAAGGACAGCAUGGUAAUUUUACAAGACGCCAUGGAAAGAAAGAGGAAGAAAAGGGAAGAAGGAGAAGCUAAAGAAAGGUACAAGGAAUUCGUGGAGUACAAGAAACAAUGGAGGGAGAUAAAACAGAGAAGAGAGGAUAGAUUGGAUAUGGCGUGCAUAGCUGGUGGAAUUACCAUUUUGAUCGCUUUUUUUACCCUGGUUUUACUGGGUUCGGAAAGGGGUAGAAUUUACUUUUCACACUUAUUUUAGUCACAUCCCAUUUAUUCAUUUUAUUAUAUAUUAUAUAUAGCUGGUUGUUUUAUGAUGAAAAUUACACAAUACACCUAUUAUAACAUGUGUUGUACCAAUAUUCAUUUUUCAAGUACAUAAAUAGUGAACUAUUUUUGAGAAUUUACCUA